Molecule: messenger RNA, 462 nt
Organism: Paramecium sonneborni
Lineage: Eukaryota; Ciliophora; Oligohymenophorea; Peniculida; Parameciidae
Source: the annotation of a GenBank genome assembly
UAUAAAUAUAAUGUAGAUUCCAAAUUAUGAUAGAGAUUCUGUGUGCUCAUUUUUCAAGAAGCUUACAGGAGAUAUUUUGUUUUAUUUAGAUGAAAUGAAAUCUGAUUUUGCUAAAAAUCCUCCUUAAACAAACAUAAAAGAUAGAGUUUUAGUAUCUAUGUUAUUAAAAUUAGUUAUGGAAAGAUAAAUAUUAAUAAUCUCUUAAUUAAUGCAUAAUGACUUAUAUUAUGAAAACAGAAUAAGUGGAUGUGUCAUAAUUCUAAUUUAAAGAAUUCUUAGAUAAGGUGACUGAUGAAUAUUAAAAUGAUCAAGAGUUUAUGGAUUUAUUGAAGUAGUGUAAUUAGAGCAUAGAAAAUUUAAAGGAUUUCAUAAGAACAAAUUUGGCUAAGGAUCCUUCAAUAUAUGUAAUAAAGGAUAUUUGAUUUGAUGCUAAUUUGUAUUUAUAAUUGAAAUAAAAAUAAG